AUGAGAAUCACUUCUUUUAUGUCCUUUGCCCUUCUGGCCAUUGAGCCAUGUUUUACUGCGGGCCAGCGUCUUGGUACGCCUUCCUACGAAUUUCUUUACACAGUCAACGCAACCUUAGGCGAGCGUUGGCCAGUCGGAGACUACGGCCAGGGGAGUCGAGUUGUCAUCCCCAUCACCGGGGGCACCUUUAAUGGCCCUCGUCUGUCCGGGACGAUCAACAACCUCGGUGCCGACUGGGGCCUCACGGAUAGCAAGGGUGUCUUUUUCCCUGAUACGAGAUACAACCUGCGAACGCACGAUGGUGCUGAUAUCUUUAUCCAAACGGCUGGUCCGACGCAGCCAGAUGGUCGCACUCUGCUGAGGGGAAUCUUUCAGACAGGACACCCCGACUAUGAGUGGUUAAACUAUAUUGUGGCCAUCGGCGUGUUGCAACGUCCUACAGGCGACCAUAAGGGCAAAUAUGUAUUGAUCGAUAUGUGGCAGGUUGUUCUACCCUGUCAGGGUUCUGAUUGCCAGGAUCAGCCUCAAAGUGGCACAGUUGAGCAACCAAUGGAAACUUGGACAAUGCAAGGAGUUUAA
Molecule: messenger RNA, 579 nt
Organism: Fusarium keratoplasticum
Lineage: Eukaryota; Fungi; Ascomycota; Sordariomycetes; Hypocreales; Nectriaceae
Exons: 2
Coding region: 1-579 (192 amino acids)
Source: RefSeq, a predicted model, not a curated record